This is a messenger RNA of Alexandromys fortis (reed vole), 5290 nucleotides long. RefSeq names its product serine/arginine repetitive matrix 5 (gene Srrm5). The record is from RefSeq and is a predicted model, not a curated record. Bases 3521 to 5290 code for a protein of 589 amino acids. The transcript has a single exon. NCBI's taxonomy places the organism in Eukaryota, Metazoa, Chordata, Mammalia, Rodentia, Cricetidae.
GUAGGAGAGACAUGGCGUCAGGGCUAUGUCCAGCUGCCCCCUUGAGUCCCCUUCAAGCUCACUGUAUGGCGGACAGCUCGGCACAACAGAGAUGCAAUGAAUCAUGUGUCUAGCACAUGAGUGCCUGCAAGCUGCAAGUGCUACACCUGUCAUCUGUAAUGCCAGAACCCAAGGAGGCUGAGGCAGAAGAAUUGCUCCAGGCCAGCUGGCUUACAGAGAAUGAGACACUGUCUCAAAAUGAAAGACAGACACAUGGGCAUCAGCCGUGGGAUAGACAGCAGACAGUAAGCGUGUGCUCACCCAGCUCUUAGAGCAACACCUGGACCAAUCCAGAAACCGAGGCAUUAGAGCAGGUAUACGAAUCACUCACCUGUGAUCACACAGUCUACCAGAGAGCUAAAUAUGACAAUGUUCUACAGUGGACCAUUCCAGGAAAACAAGCAUCAGAAUAGGUAGCAAAAUAGUAAAUUAAAAUGCAGUACACGAAAAUAAGACAAUGUUUUUUUCCCAUCUGUAUAAGUGUGUGUAGUGCGCGUAGAGACUUGUAUGUUGUGGAAUAUUAGUUUAAGAUGUGUUACAUUCGUUUAUGCUGUGGAAUAUUUAAUGAUGCAAAGAUGGGUUGCAUUCUUUUCUGUUGCAUUUGUUUAACUCUGUGAAGCUGUGACUCUUUGCCUGUCUAAAACACCUGAUUGGUCUAAUAAAGAGCUAAAUGGCCAUAGCUAGGCAGGAGAGGGAUAGGCAGGGCUGCCAGGCAGAGAAUAAAUAUAAGGAGAAAAAGAGAAGAGGGAGAAGUUGAGAAGAGGAGGAGAGGAGGAGAGAGGAUACCAGGGGCCAGCCAUCCAACUACACAGCAAGUCACAGAGGAAGGAAAGAAAGACAGAAUAAAAGUAAAAAGCCAGGAGGCAAAAUUGUAGUUAAAAAGAAAUGGGUUAAAUUAAGUUAGAAAAGCCAGCUAGAAACAAGCCAAGCAAGCCGGGCAAUGUUGGCACACGCCUUUAAUCCCAGCACUGGGGAGGCAGAGGAAGGCAGAUCUCUGUGAGUCUGAGGCCAGCCUGGGCUACAAGAGCUAGUUCCAGAACAGGCUCCAAAGCUACAGAGAAACAAUGUCUGGAAAAACAAACAAACAAACAAACAAAACAAAAACAAAGAAAGAAAGAAACAAGUCAAGCGAAGGCAGGACAUUCAUAAGUAAGAAUAAGUCUCCAUGUAUUUAUCUGGAAGCUGGGUGGUGGGCCCAAAAAAAGUCAAAAAAAGAAACACUGUGCCUGUGGAGAGGCCACAAGUCAGCACUGGUGUUUUCCUUAACACUUGCCACCUCAUGUUUCUAGAUGGGGUUUCUUACCUACUCCUUGACUAACCUAACCAGACAACACCAAGGCCCUCCUGCCUGUGCCUCCUGGCAGUGGCAUCCCAGGUGCAGAGACAACGGUGGGUUUUUACGUGGACGCUGGAGUCCUGGACUCCUGAUUCCACAGCAAGUAUUUCUACAUACUGAUCUAUUCCCUGCCCAUUUUCUUUAGUGACCAGGUUCUCAGACAGUCUAGGGUUGAUCUUGAACUCCCAAAAGCUUGGAUUAGGCUGGCACCACUAUACCUGACUUUCCUGUUGUUUUUAGAAGACAUAACACAUAUACACGCAUAUGUACCUAUGUAUGUAUGUAUGUAUUUAAGGAUGUACAUAUGUGUUCCAAGUUGGCCUUCAUCUUACCUCAGUCUCUAAGUGCUGGAAUUACAAAUAUCCAUUUUGAUACACAAGUCAAUUAAAAUGCACAGUUUUAAGUAUAGACACAUUAUUGCAAUUUCAGGGCAUAAAGUACAUAUAGACAAGUUUGGGUUUAAAAACAUGAUCAAAUACUGGCAAGAUGGCUCACUGUUAAAGGUGCUUGCUGCUAAGCCUGACGGACCUGAGUUUGAUUCCCAGGACCCACACAGCAGAGAAAGAAAAACAGCUCUCAAUAGUUGUCCUGUGACCUACAUUUCUGGUACCAUGAGGGUAUACCCACCUUCAUUAAAACAAUAUACAAAAUAACAAAAGCUUUAUAAUAAAAAACCAUGAAGUGAUGAAUAAAUACAUGAGCAGCUGGUCUGUGGCCACACGAUGCUAAGGUCUCCAUGGUCAAGAUGCCUGCUGGAAGUACCUCACUGGACUGUGGCACAACCUCCCUCUGCAUCCACUCAGCCCCUGCGUGUCCUCCAGCAGUUCACAGAGAUGGUGUUUCUACUUUUACCACUCACAUCACCAAGGCAAAAAAAAAAAAAAAAAAAAAAUGCUGGAGGGGGGGGCCAGGGCUCGGACCUCAUCACCUAUCCUCCCCAGUCUCCGUGGGUGGGCCUUUGCAUCCCUUUCUGCAGAUCCUGUUCCAAGCCUGUCUGAGGACACUGAUUACCCUGUUUCAUUGCAGCACCCCCAGCGCUGUUAAUGCCCUCACCCUACCUUAAUUCUUCCCUUGUAGUCCAAUCAUCUGCACAGUAAUUACCUGUACUGAUGUUUCUUCUUGUCCCUAGAGACGUGGUGAUUGAGUGGUGGCUCUGUAAGACUGCGUGCUGAGCAUCUGUGGGAUGCCUCUUGUCUACGCUGUCCCCUCUGCUAUGGAUGCUGUCCUGCUUUUCCCUUUAGGACCCAGGGCAAAGCUCCCUCCUUAGUGAGCCACCCCAGACCACCUCAUCCUAGUUAGCCAGUCAUCUCUUCUACUGGCCUCCCACUGUCCCCUCUGAGUCUCCCAGGGCUGUGGCAUCUGUGCCCAGGUGCCUCCCCAAACCUGAGCAGGCCCUCAGUAUCCAUCCACUGCAUCCCUCCCAGUCUCAGUACUAUUUCAUUGUCCCUGCCCCAUUCUGCUGCCCUCUCACGUUCUACAGAUAUUCCCUGAGGCCUAAGUGUCCCUCGGCAACACUGUCCCACACUAUGUCCACUUGGCCCCUCCUAUUCAGGCUUCAGGACCCAGCACAGGCAAACCUCUGAUAGCCACUUCCCUGAUGGUCCUGGCUAUUGCUGCCCCCAUCACUGUCUAGAGGCUGUGGCUUUCGACCUGAUCUUGGGUUCCAUCCUCGGUCUAGUAGAUGACAAGUGGGUCAUGACUGAUGGAGAGCCCAGGCCCUGAGUCCCACCUCCAGGAGGCUUUUCCGUCUGCUCCUCCCUGUGAAGACUCUUCCAUGUUCUACCAACAACUCCAGCUCAGUUGAAGCCUCCUUGGAACUCGAGGUGGUCAGUGUCUCUCUCUGGGCUCGCCCACCCCAGCAAUAACAUCACCUAGGCCUGAAGACUCAAGGCAGGCCCUUGGUGAACCCAGCUCCAAUUUUCAGCCCUGUUAAGUCAGAGUGGAUGUGAUUCUAUUCACUAACAGGCUCCAGCCUUGUGCCAGGGUCCCACCUUCUCUCCCCUCUGAUCUCACUCUCCAGAGUUCUCAGUGCUCACUAUGACCUCAUGAAGUUGCUGUGAUGAGCCAUCCGGUCAUCGUCCUUGGCUACCAAAUCAGGCAUGCUUUACCCUGACUUCUAGGAGCUCAAGCCCCUUUGCACCCGCCAUGCAUUCUCCAUCAAAGAGAUCCUCCAAGCCCGGCAUGGCUCCGGCACCGGCACCCACUGGGCCCUCCAUGCCCACCACAGCUCCCAUACCUCCAGCUUCCUUGAAGACCACCAAUGCAGCGGCGCCCAACAGUUCCUUAGUGCAUCCUAAGUCCCCUAACUUGGUCAUGAGCCCCAGUAGUCCUAAGUCUACCAGAUCAACAGGUACUAAGACAGCUCCUUCAACCCGUCCCAGCAGUAGAUCCCAAGGCCACAGCAAGCCGAGAACACCCAGUCGGCUGAGCACUGACACCAGUGCCAGGAAGGCCAGCAAGGGCAGGAAGAGCGGCAAGACUGGCAUCGUGGAACAACAUCAGCAGAAAGGCACACAUAGCCGGGGGCGAACUCCGGGCAGGAAGCGAAGUCACAGCUCCAAGAUGUCCCCCAGCAGAACAAGUACUCCUAUCAGGAAGAGAACCCAUUCCGCCAAACCAGGUGUGGCCAAGAAGGCAAUGACACCUACGACACCUACUUCUGACCGCAAACAAAGCCAAGACAAGAGUUAUACCCAACCUAGAACCAGUACACAGGAAAGGAGUGCCAGCCAGCCUAGAAACACGCACCAGGAAAAGAGCCCCAAGUUGCCAGGGGCCUCAGACCCGGGGAGCAGCUCUAGAGUAGCUGCGAUCCCCAGUAGGGCCAAGAGCCACAGCUUAAGUAGGUCAGUCUUAAUGAGCUCUAGCAAGUCUCCUGUGGCAUCCAGGAGAGCCAAGAGCUAUAGCCAGGUGACGUCCCCCAGCAGGGAACAGACUCACACCUUGACAGAUCUGACUGACUUGUCAGGCAAGGUCAAGAGUUACAAGCAGGACUGCAGCCUCAGCAGGACCCAAAGCUUUAGCCGCUCCAGGACCCCCAGCAGGACCCGAAGUCACAGCUGCUCCAGGAGCCCCAGAAGGUCAAGAAGUCACAGUCACAAGAGGACCCACAACCGGGUGAGAAGUUACAGCUGGAAGAGAAAUCGUAGUAGGGCAAGAAGUCGUACACGGAGGGGCACACCCACCCAGAUGAGACGCAGCAAGUCCAGAACCCACAGCCAAGGGAAACGACACAGCCCACGGAGAGCUCUAGGAAGGGAAAGAAGUCGAGUGAGGUCUAGGACUUCCAGUGAAGAAGAAAGUCGCAGCCGGUCCAGAGGGACCCGAGAGAGACAUCACAGCCGAUCCAGAACUGCCAGGAAGAAGGGCCACAAGCUGUCUAGGAUGCCUAGCAGUGAAAGUAGGCACAACCCGUCUAGAACCCCCAGCACAGACACAGCCCGCAGCCGGCCUAGAGCCUCCAUCAAGAAGAGAGCACAGAGCCGAUCCACCAUUUCCAGCAAGGAAAGGCACCGUGGCCAAUUGAGAGCCACCAGCAAGGAGAGCUCCCGAAGUCACUCUAGAACCCACAGCAGGGACCAAGAACAUGGCCACCAUGGAACCCACAGCAGGGACCAAGAACACGGCCACCCUAGAACUCACAGCAAGGACCGAGAACACAGCAAAUCUAGAACCUCCACCAAGGACCAAGAAUACGACCAAGCUACAGCCCCCGAGAGCCUCCCAGGGAAGCCAUCUCCCACCAGAACCAGGAGUUCUAGCCAGAAGAGAGCCCACAACAAGGAAAGGGGUCACUCCUCCUCGCAGCCUCCCAAGGGAAUCCAAGCCCAGGAAUCCAGCUUCGUCAACACCACAACUUCUAAGGCUAUCUCACCUGGGGAAAGGUCUUCAUCAUCUUCCUCCAAGCUGGCGUAG